Chroicocephalus ridibundus (black-headed gull) is the source of this 1919-nucleotide messenger RNA. RefSeq names its product folylpolyglutamate synthase (gene FPGS). Gene Ontology annotation, molecular function: tetrahydrofolylpolyglutamate synthase activity; ATP binding. The transcript has 15 exons. Gene Ontology annotation, cellular component: cytoplasm; mitochondrion; cytosol. Bases 20 to 1780 code for a protein of 586 amino acids. NCBI's taxonomy places the organism in Eukaryota, Metazoa, Chordata, Aves, Charadriiformes, Laridae. The record is from RefSeq and is a predicted model, not a curated record. Gene Ontology annotation, biological process: tetrahydrofolylpolyglutamate biosynthetic process.
GUGCGCGCGGCGCGGCGGGAUGGUGGCGCGGGGGCUGCGCGCGCUGCGCGGGGCGCUGCGGGCGGCCGCCGCCGCCGGGCGCCGGUUCAGCACGCGUCCGGCGCGCGCCCCCGCCAUGGACUACCAGGACGCCAUCCGGACCCUCAACACCCUGCAGACCAACGCCAGCUACCUGGAGCAGGUGAAACGAGAGCGUGGCGACCCCCGGGCCCAGCUGGAAGCCAUGCGGGGCUUUUUGGAGAGGAGCGGGCUGAAGGUCGAGGACCUGGAUCGACUGAACAUCAUCCACGUCACGGGGACGAAGGGCAAGGGCUCAGCAUGCGCCUUUACCGAGUGCAUCCUCCGCAGCUAUGGGCUGAAGACGGGCUUUUACAGCUCCCCUCACCUGGUGCAGGUGCGUGAGCGGAUCCGCAUCAAUGGGCAGCCCAUCAGCAAGGAGCUCUUCAGCAAGUACUUCUGGCUUGUCUACAACCGCCUGGAGGAGACCAAGGACCCGGAGCAUGCCAGCAUGCCGGCGUACUUCCGCUUCCUCACCAUCAUGGCCUUCCACGUCUUCCUGCAGGAGAAGGUGGACCUGGCAGUGGUGGAGGUUGGCAUCGGCGGCGCCUACGACUGCACUAACAUCAUCAGGGCGCCGGUGGUGUGUGGGAUCUCCUCCCUGGGCAUUGACCACACCAGCAUCUUGGGGGACACCAUGGAGAAGAUCGCCUGGCAGAAGGGGGGCAUUUUUAAGCCCGGCGUGCCGGCAUUCACCGUGAUGCAGCCGGAGCGGCCACUGGAGGUGCUGAGGGACCGAGCCCAGGAACGGGAGUGUCCCCUCUACCUCUGCCCGGAGCUGGACGCCUUCGAAGGGGACCACCGGGCACUGGAGCUGGGGCUAGCGGGUGCCCACCAGCGCUCCAACGCCGCCCUGGCCCUGCAGCUGGCACGGACCUGGCUGCAGCGCCGCGGCUGCCGGGGUCUCGGGGAGCUGAAGGAGGUGCCACCAGGUGUGGAGCUGGUGGGGAGGCCAGUGCCGCUGGCGCCCGCCUUUCAACCCACCGAUGCCAUGAUCCAAGGUUUGCGGGACACCGAGUGGCUCGGCCGGACACAGGUGCUGCCCCGCGGCCCCGUGACGUGGUACCUGGAUGGUGCCCACACCACCAGCAGCGUCCAGGCCUGCGUCCGCUGGUUCCGCCAGGCCGCCCUCAACCAGGACAAGCCCCACGACGGCUCCGAGGUGCGCGUGCUGCUCUUCAACGCCACGGGGGACCGGGACACGGCGGCGCUGCUCAAGCUGCUGCUGCCCUGCCACUUCGACUACGCCGUUUUCUGCCCCAACUUCACGGAGGUGUCGGUGGCCAACAACGCUGACCAGCAAAACUUCAACGUGACGCUGGAGAACGCCCUGACCCGCUGCCUGGAGAACCAGCGGACGUGGACCCGGCUGCUGGAGGAGAAGGGGGGGCAGGACCCCUGGCUCCCGGCCCCGCUGCGGACAGGGGGGCUGCUGCAGCCGACUCCCCCGCGAGGGACCCUGCUCCUGGUCCCCCCGGCCCCACGACCCCUCAAUUCCCCCUCCCUGGUCUUCCCCUGCCUGGCCCAGGCACUGCGGUGGGUGGCGCAGGGCCGGGACCCCCGGCUGGCAGCACCCGCGGCCACGGGGGCUCAUCCCCACCCCGUCGCCAGCAGCGGGGCCGUGCUGCUGCGGGAGGCAGCCGCCGUCCGCGUCCUGGUCACUGGCAGCCUGCACUUGGUGGGGGGGGUCCUCCGGCUCCUCGACCCCACGCUCUCCCAGUAACUGGGGGGGGACUGGGGCUUUGCACCUCUUUUUACUUGAAGCAAUGGUUCUGCCCCCGCUGAUGCUCGGAGGCAACCGGGGGGGACAUGCGGGACCCCCAGCCCCAUCCCGGCUUGUCCCUUUUCACCCCAGUGCCUUU